Messenger RNA from Musa acuminata subsp. malaccensis (wild Malaysian banana), 1736 nucleotides. The record is from RefSeq and is a predicted model, not a curated record. Lineage: Eukaryota; Viridiplantae; Streptophyta; Magnoliopsida; Zingiberales; Musaceae.
UAGCGUUUACAAGCCAUUCAUCCUGUCGUACAUGUAUUGUUCCUCCAGUGAGCUCAUUUUCCGUGUACUUUGGAGCCGGAUCGUCCUCAACCCUAGCCUUUCCCUCUGAUCCGUCUCCUCUCUCCUUUCGCCCCGUUUCCCUCCGCUUCUCCUUCGACACCCGACCUCAUCCAUUCUUCUCCCUCGUCGCCGCCGCCGCCGCCGCCGCCGCGGCCACUGCCGCCGUUCACCUUUCCCCGUCCGCCUCGGGUGGCCCGGAGUCGAGCAACGAAGUACCCGGCUCCUCGUCCCACUUCGUACGAACCCGUGUUUUCUCUUCGUGGUGAUCCGAAAGAGGGUUGGCUCGUGCUCGCGGAUCAAAAUCAAUCAGAUGUUGAGUUAUGGAUAUGCUAAGCGAUGAUAGGAUGUAUUCCAAGGGAAAGUUUGGAAGAGGGCCUAGGGAGCUUACGGGUGCUGUUGAUUUGAUAAAGCACUACAAGUUGUCAGCACUCCAUGAUUUUUUUUGCAAAAGAACUCUUCCUUCGUCGAUUUCAGACACACAUUAUCUCCACAAUGUUGUAGGAGAGACAGAAAUUCGAAAGGGGGAAGGCAUGGAGCUGGGUCAGCUCUUUCAGAGUGCUCCAUACCUGAGAGAGACAACAUCUCAGAUUCAACAAUUUGACUUGGAGAUACUAGGGCAAGCAUUUCAGCUGCGAGACACAGCCCCUAUUGACUUGCCUUCAUCAGAAAAAGGAAUACCCACCAUUUCUGGGAAAUCUAUUGGAGAUUCUAAAGGCAAGGAGAGGAAGCACAGAAAACACAAGGACAAAGAUAGAGAGAAGGACAAGGAGCAUAAGAAGCACAAACAUCGCCAUAAAGAUCGCACUAAAGAUAAAGAUAAAGAGAAAAAGAAGGAUAAAAGUGGACGCCAUGAUUCUGGUGGCGAUCAUUCAACGAAGCAUCAUGAGAAGAAGAGGAAACAUGAUGUGUCUUACUGUCAAACAUGCUGGUGGAGAAGAAUAGUUCGAAGGAUUUCUUUUCAUGCACCAGAAUUCUUUGAGGAUUCAUACAUGGCAAAAAAAAGGCGUAUCACCUUCAUUAGAAUUAUCAUAUCGAUGACUUAUCCUAAGGGUGCUGUGGCAUGUUACUCUAACAAUGGGUCAUGAUACAAGUGUUCUAUGGCAUCUAUGGAUAUGUUUGUAUCUCUUGCCAUGUAUAUUAUCAUUCUCUCUUUAUGGUCUAAGAAAUUAUCAGUCUCUCUCUAUGUUCUAAGAAGUCGAAACAAAAUUAUUUAAUUGGAAAUCCACAAUCAUAAUCAAAUAGUGGAUUGCCAUUUGUGGUGUGUAAACAUGGACUUUUUGGCAUGGCAAGAAACCGUGCUUGAAAAGCACAUGCCAAAAGUUAGCAUCGGCAUGUCUGUGCAAUGUUAGCACCUUGGCAUGGGUCAGCAUAGCGCAUGCCCUUCUGAUGUAUCAGUCAGCACAGAAACCGUUGCCACCACUCAUGCUUUCAAGUUUAUAAGGGUGAAUACAUUAAAAUAAGUGUGCAUUUCAGUUGGUGAGUGGAGGCACAAGUUUUUGUUUCAGUAUCUUUUACUAUAGGUCUAUUUGUUAACCUAAUGCGCUGCUUGACAUGUUCUCUGCAGCUUGCAAUUAUUCACUUAUUUACGCUGAUGGUUCCACUCUCAUAUAACUUCAGUUGAGGCCAAGUCCCAGUUUACAACUGAAAUAUAUUCUGAGCGGAGGAUCAAUGCUACA